Molecule: messenger RNA, 501 nt
Organism: Cryptomeria japonica (Japanese cedar)
Lineage: Eukaryota; Viridiplantae; Streptophyta; Pinopsida; Cupressales; Cupressaceae
Product: G-type lectin S-receptor-like serine/threonine-protein kinase At2g19130
Exons: 1
Coding region: 1-501 (166 amino acids)
Biological process (GO): protein phosphorylation
Molecular function (GO): protein kinase activity; ATP binding
Source: RefSeq, a predicted model, not a curated record
AUGCCCAAUGGUUCUCUAAACUCCUUCCUCUUCUCUCAGUCGGAAGACGCAGAGAAGGUGUUGGAUUGGAAGACCAGGUUUGAGAUCGCACUGGGUACUGCACGAGGAUUAGUUUAUCUGCAUGAGGAAUGCAGGGAUCGCAUCAUUCAUUGCGAUAUCAAGCCUGAAAACAUUCUCCUCGACAGCGACUUGAGCCCAAAGGUAGCAGAUUUUGGGCUAGCGAAGUUGGUAGGUAGAGAUUUCAGCCGUGUACUGACGACCACAAGAGGAACUCUUGGAUACUUGGCUCCCGAGUGGAUCUCCGGCCUUCCUAUCACUCCCAAGGUGGACGUAUAUAGCUUUGGCAUGACCUUGUUGGAAAUUAUUUCUGGCCGAAGAAAUUUGGAUUUAAAGGUGGAGGAAAGUAGGUUGUACUUUCCUACCUGGGCUUCAUCUCAAAUUCAGAGGGGAAACAUAAAAGACAUUGUGGAUGCAAGGAUAGCAGGCGAGGCAAAUAUCUAA